Habropoda laboriosa is the source of this 1251-nucleotide messenger RNA. RefSeq names its product trace amine-associated receptor 9. NCBI's taxonomy places the organism in Eukaryota, Metazoa, Arthropoda, Insecta, Hymenoptera, Apidae. Gene Ontology annotation, molecular function: corazonin receptor activity. Gene Ontology annotation, cellular component: membrane. The record is from RefSeq and is a predicted model, not a curated record. The transcript is spliced from 8 exons. Bases 7 to 1251 code for a protein of 414 amino acids. Gene Ontology annotation, biological process: neuropeptide signaling pathway.
AGGAAAAUGGAACACAAGCAGACAAUCUUGCUUGCACCUGCGUUAAGCAACAGCAGCUGCUGGCGAAGAGACACGUCCGAAGCUGUUUGGACUGGUCCAGGAGCUGGAGAAUUGUUUCGCGCCACACUAAUCCUUCUACUCAGCCUUGGUAUUCUUUGUGCGAAUUUGCUAGUGAUAUGCGUCCUCAAUAGCAGACGAUACAGCAAAUAUAUACACGCACAGCCAAGGUAUUUGCUGACGAGUUUGGCGAGCAAUAACCUCGCCAUUGGUCUCCUGGUUACACCAUUCGGCUUUCUCCCUGCUGUUUACGGGUGUUGGCCUUACGGUGAAGUCGUCUGUCAAAUACAGGCACUUCUUAGAGGAGCUUUAACUCAACAAAGUGCCGUUAUCCUCGUCUGCAUGGCAAUUGAUCGUUACGUUUGUAUGUUGCAUCCACAUCAUUAUCACAAGCACGUAUCUAAAAAGUAUUACAUGCGGCAGGGUUGCGUGGCAGUGAUGUCAACUACUUGGAUAGCAAGUGUGGCGAUUUUUGGUGCUCUCGUGCUUCCAAGAGGUGGUUACUACUUCAACAGUUCUGGUCUACUCGCCUGUGAUCCUUUCUUCGCCAGGGCUUCGCUUAGAAUUCUUGCGUGCUGUUGUUUUUAUUUUCCUACAACGAUGGUGCUGAUGUACUGCUACGGUUCAGCUUUUCACGUUAAUAAAUUGCGCUUGAAGAGGGUGGUUUGCGUUAACACACCGGAAGUCGUUAGUGGAGGCCAUAUGGAGAGGCUAGUAGCCCAGGAGAGACGACUAUCAACUUCUGCCUCGCGAACAAUGGCCGCAAUGAGUUUAGGAUUCAUUGUUAUGGUCACACCAUGGACGAUUCAAGAAGUCGUCGCAGCUUGUACCGGAAGCAAACCACCACCAUUCCUCGACUUCCUUGCCACAUGGCUCGCGCUUUCCAACAGCUUCUGGAAUCCGUUCCUCUACUGGCUGCUCAACACUAAUUUUCGCCGUAUUUCAAAGGAGCUUCUUUACACAAAGAUACUUUGUAGACCAAAACCCUUAGGACCGAAACAGCACUGUUGCGCGACAAGCACCGGUGGUCUUGAUGUCUGCAGCGUAGGAGGAGUCGACUUAUCAGGUUUAGAACGUUGCUCAAUAGAUCGAUGUUCAAUAGCUCGGUGUUCUUCUUCGUCAUUAGCUAACACACCGCCACCACUUCCUUGGGAAACUGGACAUGCAGUGCACAAUGACACUGCGACAACGUGA